CUCGCGAAGCUUGGCUCGACUAUCGCGUCCAAUGUGGACCUCUUUCAGAACCCACACUCUUCUUCAGUUUCAACACAAAAUCAUCCGCGGGUUACAGUCAUCAUGCUCUCCUUGACCCGCGCAGCUGGAUCACGCAUCCAAUGUCCGGAGGUCGCGACAAACGUACUGCGAAGACACAGAACCUUUCUAUCGCCGCGCGAUUUCCUCCACCUCCGUGCACCGCAAUUCUCGACCACGACCUCAAGAUUUGCUUACAAGAAACGCCCCCCGACUCUUCUGGAGAGUUGGAUUAGGGACAAGGAGCAAAAGCUUGAGGACAGGUUAGACGAAUUGCGGCAUUACAAGAAACGCCCUCCGACUCUCCUGGGGAAGUGGUUGAGGGACAAGGAGCAAAAGCUUGAGGACAAGUUGAAUGAAGUCCGGCAGAGACAACUCGACUACGGUGUGAGCGAGGAGCAAAUCAACAAGCAAGACCAAGUAGCAGAGGCACUGGCAGCCGCAACGAUGACUAUUGCAUUGGCAGCAGGAGUUUAUUACCUUUAUUCUGCAUGGAUGGGUCCUGCUAAGGAGAAGAAUGACUGGAUAAUCACGCUGCAUGAGGGAUCUGCUGUUGAGGUAAAGAAACCGGGAGUUGAUUAGGUUGGGGACCACAGAAAAGGCCAGCACUGGCAUCUCGUGAAUCCUUAGGCUUGAAGACAACACGUUUGCUAUUCCUGUCAGCAACGGCAUUCGACCGUUAUACUUAUGUGUGAGCACCACUACGACUUUAUUUUCACCAUCUCUUGGGACCUUUUCUGUAUGGUCUCUGUCGGUUCAACUCUGA
This is a messenger RNA of Hyaloscypha bicolor E, 823 nucleotides long. RefSeq lists its product as uncharacterized. The record is from RefSeq and is a predicted model, not a curated record. The transcript has a single exon. Lineage: Eukaryota; Fungi; Ascomycota; Leotiomycetes; Helotiales; Hyaloscyphaceae. Bases 103 to 639 code for a protein of 178 amino acids.